CUUCUCCUCUCCUCCUCUCUCUACUCUAUCAACCAACCACCACAUCUCUUACACAAUCAACAACCGUCACAAUGGUCAACGUUCCCAACAUCAAGCUCAACAGCGGCUUUGACAUGCCCCAGAUUGGCUUCGGCCUCUGGAAGGUUGACGACAACUGCGCUGACGUUGUCUACGAGGCCAUCAAGGCUGGAUACCGUCUUCUCGACGGUGCUUGCGAUUACGGAAAUGAGAAGGCCUGCGGUGAGGGUGUCGCCCGCGCUAUCAAGGAUGGUAUCGUGAAGCGUGAGGACCUCUUCAUCGUCUCCAAGCUCUGGCAGACCUACCACGACAAGGAGAACGUCGAGCCCAUCACCCGCCGACAGCUCGCAGACUGGCAGAUCGACUACUUUGACCUCUUCCUCAUCCACUUCCCCGUCGCCCUCGAGUACGUUGACCCCGAGGUCCGCUACCCCCCUGGCUGGCACUACGACGACGCCGGCACCGAGAUUCGAUGGAGCAAGGCCACUAACGAGGAGACCUGGGGCGCCAUGGAGGGCCUCGUUGAGAAGGGUCUUGCCAAGUCCAUUGGUAUCUCCAACUUCCAGGCUCAGUCCAUCUACGAUCUCCUCAAGUACGCCAAGAUCCGACCUGCCACCCUCCAGGUCGAGCUUCACCCCUACCAUCAGCAGACCGAGCUUGUCCGCCUCGCCAAGGCUGAGGGCAUUGCUCUGACUGCCUACUCUUCUUUCGGUCCUGCUGGCUUCAUGGAGCUCGACAUGGACAUUGCCAAGUCUGCUUCUCCUCUCAUGCAGCACGAGGUCUUCACUGGCCUCGCCAGCAAGUACAACAAGACCGCCGCCCAGGUCCUCCUCCGAUGGGCCACACAGCAAGGUCUUGCCGUUAUCCCCAAGAGCACCACACCCGAGUACAUGGCCCAGAACUUCGGCUGUGUCGGUUGGGACAUUGAUGAGGAGGACAUGAAGCGCAUUGCCAGAAUGAACCUCAACCUCAAGUUCAACAAGCCCACCAACUACUUCCCUACCGAGAAGCUCUGGAUCUUCGCUUAAAUAAUGACAAUGAAAUGAUAUGAUAAGUAAAAGAAAGAAGCAUUGGAAACAUGAUUGUUUGGGAUAUUUGGCGUUUGAUGACGAUGGGCUGCAUUUUGUAGAACCGCAAGGAAUUGAUGAGACGCUCUCAUAGAAUACAAAAGACAGUUAACCCUUCAACAAA
Molecule: messenger RNA, 1209 nt
Organism: Fusarium oxysporum Fo47
Lineage: Eukaryota; Fungi; Ascomycota; Sordariomycetes; Hypocreales; Nectriaceae
Product: NADP-dependent oxidoreductase domain-containing protein
Exons: 3
Coding region: 72-1046 (324 amino acids)
Cellular component (GO): cytosol
Molecular function (GO): aldose reductase (NADPH) activity
Source: RefSeq, a predicted model, not a curated record